Lycium ferocissimum is the source of this 2507-nucleotide messenger RNA. Its product is annotated as aspartic proteinase 36-like. Gene Ontology annotation, molecular function: aspartic-type endopeptidase activity. The transcript has 12 exons. The record is from RefSeq and is a predicted model, not a curated record. Bases 248 to 2197 code for a protein of 649 amino acids. Gene Ontology annotation, biological process: proteolysis. Lineage: Eukaryota; Viridiplantae; Streptophyta; Magnoliopsida; Solanales; Solanaceae.
UGGCAUCCAACCGAAAGCAAAGGUCAAAAAACUUAAAAAGAAAAAAGAAAAAAACAAAAUAUGAACCUAACACUUGACCUUCCCAGGUUUGCCCCUCUUUGAAGUUUGUUUUUUGUCACUUUGUCAGGUAAUAACGUUAUGUUCCGCUUGGCCCGGCUGAUAUUCGAUCCAUCAAAUUUUCUCUUCCGAUCUGGCAGGCAGUAAUCUGUGUUAGUCGCCUGAGCCAUAUAACUGACUGACACCUCAAAUGGCUAGGGCUGACCUCAAACUAAUUCCUUUCGUUUUCUUCUUCAUCAAUUACGUCGUCGUCGUGGUUUCCUCUUUCCGGAUUUCAGAUGAAACCUUGGGUUUUCUUCCCUCAGCGAAUAGUACCGGCGACAUCAACAACCACACCACAAUGUUUCUGCCUCUCUUUCCUCCAAAAGAAUCGUGGCCACCACGCGAUGAACUCUCGCGUCGACACCUCCAGAAAAGUCAUUCAAGCGCUCGCAUGCCUCUCCACGAUGAUCUCCUCCUUAACGGGUAUUAUACGACUCGCCUUUUGAUUGGAACUCCUCCCCAGAGGUUUGCCCUUAUAGUUGAUACUGGCAGUACUGUUACCUAUGUUCCUUGCUCUACCUGCGAACAGUGUGGCAACCAUCAGGAUCCUAAGUUUCAGCCAGAAAUGUCAAGUACCUAUCAACCUGUGAAGUGCAAUAUUGAUUGUACCUGUGACAAUGAGAGGGAGCAAUGUAUAUAUGAAAGGCAAUAUGCUGAGAUGAGCUCUAGUAGUGGAGUGCUCGGAGAGGACAUUGUGUCCUUCGGGAACCAAAGUGAGCUGGCACCCCAGCGAGCUGUUUUUGGAUGUGAAAAUCUGGAAACUGGUGAUCUUUACAGCCAACAUGCUGAUGGUAUAAUGGGCUUAGGUCGAGGGGAUCUAAGUAUAGUGGAUCAACUUGUCGAGAAACAUGUGAUUAGUGAUUCCUUCUCCUUAUGUUAUGGCGGAAUGGAUUUCGGUGGUGGUGCAAUGGUUCUUGGAGGAAUAAAACCUCCUUCUGAGAUGGUUUUUACCCAUUCAGAUCCUGUACGCAGUCCAUAUUACAAUAUUGAACUGAAGGGGAUACAUGUUGCUGGGAAGCCAUUGAAUCUUAAUCCACAGAUUUUUGAUGGAAAACAUGGGACUGUGCUUGAUAGUGGUACCACAUACGCUUACCUUCCAGAAGCUGCAUUUGUGGCCUUCAAGAGUGCUGUCAUGAAAGAAAUUCCUUCCCUAAGAGAGAUCGAAGGGCCUGACCCGAACUAUAAAGAUAUAUGCUUUUCUGGUGCUGGAAGUGACAUCUCACAACUUUCAAAAUCAUUUCCACCUGUCGACAUGGUAUUUAGCAAUGGAAAGAAACUAUCUCUCACUCCUGAAAACUACUUAUUCAAGCACUCAAAGGUGCGCGGGGCUUACUGCUUUGGAAUUUUCCAGAAUGGAAAGGACCCAACUACUCUUCUUGGAGGAAUUGUUGUCCGUAACACUCUUGUAACCUAUGAUCGUGAAAAUGAAAGGAUUGGUUUUUGGAAAACUAAUUGUUCUGAGUUAUGGGAUAGACUUAAUGUAUCUCCCUCACCUCUACCUCCACCAUCACCCUCGAGCAUGGACAACACAAACUCCACUGCAAAUAUGACUCCAGCACUGGCACCUAGUGUACCUUCGGAGUAUUAUGCACCUGGGGAAAUCAAAAUUGGACUAAUAUCAUUUUAUAUGUCACUGAGCAUCGAUUACUCGAAAUUGAAGCCCCGUGUUCCAGAACUUGCCCAUUUAAUUGCGCAAGAGUUGGAUGUUAAUGUCUCACAGGUUCGCUUAAUGAACUUUUCAACAAAAGGAAAUGAUUCCCUCAUUAGAUGGGCCAUCUUUCCCGCAGAACCUGCAGAUUACAUGCCAAAUGCCACUGCAGUGGAAAUUAUAAGCCGGUUGGCUGGUAACCGUCUUCAUCUUCCUGAUACAUUUGGAAGCUACAAAUUAGUCAAAUGGGACAUUGAACCCUCACCAAAAAGGAUACGAUGGCAGCAAAGUUACCUGGUUGUGGUGGUAGCACUUUUAGUUGUCUUGAUACUAGGAUUAUCAGCUUCUCUGGGAUGGUUAAUUUGGAGACGAAGGCAAGCUCUCCCAUAUGAUCCUGUUGGAAGAGUUGAAACUAUGACAGAUGAAAAAGAGCUCCAGCCGCUAAAUUGAAAGAUAUUAUAUUAACCUGAAGUAUACAUGCAUGAAAAGGCACUCCUGACGUGAAAGUGCUGAUCUUUUUUUAAAAUCCUAGUUACAGGUAACAAAAAUUUUGUCUAGUUAAAGGAAGGUAUACCCAGUUAUAGAUAUAGUGUCUCACUGGCAUUAGACUGGAGGGAGGAAGACUAAAAGAACUGCUCACGAAUUCAUGUGUGAAUACUGUAUGAUAUCAUGUAAUGGGUAAGAUGCUAUUGCUGCUUCUACCUGGCAUUAGACUGGAGAGAGGAAGACUAAAAGAACUGCUUCAUUUUUCUUCUCUUUA